Messenger RNA from Aspergillus nidulans FGSC A4, 2692 nucleotides. RefSeq names its product transient receptor potential ion channel family protein. Lineage: Eukaryota; Fungi; Ascomycota; Eurotiomycetes; Eurotiales; Aspergillaceae. Gene Ontology annotation, biological process: FAD transmembrane transport. Gene Ontology annotation, cellular component: membrane. The transcript is spliced from 2 exons. Bases 1 to 2199 code for a protein of 732 amino acids. The record is from RefSeq and is a predicted model, not a curated record.
AUGUGGUCAAUAUCGGUUUUCCUCUGUUUCCUGGUCGCCCUCAUCCAUACACCUCUGGUAGCCGCCGAGAGGCUCAUUGAAUCCAAGGCCCUCACCUUAUGUCAGGAUAGCUCGAACUUUACGGCCACCUAUUUCCAUGUCAGAUAUACGCCAAAUAAUAAUUCGCUCUUAAUCGGCUUCGAUGGAGUCUCCUCUAUCUCUGGUUAUGUCGAGGCCACGAUUGUUCUCGAUGCCUACGGUUAUACCGCUGUGAAACAGUCAUUCAACCCCUGCGAUAUGGACUUGGAAGGUCUGUGUCCCAUGAACACCGGUCCCAUGAAUAUCCGCGACGCUCCUAUUACUAUUGGCGACGAUGUAGCAUCUCAGAUUCCAGGAAUCGCGUAUACUGUUCCAGAUCUUGAUGCAUCUGUCCGUGUGUAUAUUAAUUCCACAACCACUCACGAAAGUAUUGCUUGUCUCGAGGCUAGUCUUUCGAACGGUAAAACCGUUUACCAAAAGGGCGUUGGAUGGGCUACGGCCAUCAUUGCCGGCUUGGGCUUGACAGCCUCUGCCAUUACCUCCGGACUUGGGCAUUCAAACACCGCCGCGCACGUCGCAGCUAAUGCUCUUUCUCUCUUCUCCUUCUAUCAAUCGCAAGCGAUGAUUGGAAUGACUUCUAUUCACCUGCCGCCAAUUGUCGCGUCCUGGACCCAGAAUUUUCAAUGGAGUAUGGGCAUUAUCCGUGUCGGCUUCCUUCAGGACAUUUGUACGUGGUACCAGCGCUCUACAGGAGGCACUGCUGCGACACUCCUUUCGGAACUCUCGACCAUCUCCGUUCAACCCCUGAAGAAACGUGCUUUUGAUGCUGCAUCAGGGUUAGUUCCGAGGACUGUCGGGGCAUUGAUCAAACGAUCUGGUGCGGAAAGCGAGAAAGCCACUUCUGAAACUGUGGAAGUGCGCGGAAUCGAUCGUGUUGGAUUCAUUGCUGGUAUUGAGGAAACCAACAUCUUCUUGACGGGUUUCAUUUUCUUCGUCGUUUUCGUGGCUCUAGUGAUGCUCCUCGUCGUUGCCUUCAAAGGAGCAUGCGAGCUUCUUGCUAAGCAUGGGAAGAUGAAGAGCGACAAGUUCCUGGACUUCCGUAACGGAUGGAGGGUUGUCGCCCGUGGUAUCUUGUUCCGUUUGACUUUGAUCGGUUUCCCUCAAAUGUGCAUCCUUUGCUUGUGGGAAUUUACUCGCAACGAUUCGCCUGCUGAAAUAGUCCUCGCUGUGAUAAUGCUCCUCUCACUUUUCGCUGCGUUGGGUUGGGCUUCAUUCAAGGUCAUCAGCCUAGCGAAACGGUCGAUCGCACUGCACAAGAACCCCGCCUAUAUCCUUUACUCCGACCCGACUUGCUUGAACAAGUGGGGCUUCCUCUAUGUGCAAUAUCGAGCAACCGCUUACUACUUUGUUAUUCCCGUGCUGGGCUAUCUCCUCGUCAAGGGCAUGUUCAUCGGCCUCAGUCAGCCGGCUCCUGUGGUGCAAACCGUCGCCUAUGUGAUCAUUGAAGCGGCUAUGUUGAUUGCAGUUAGCGUUCUGCGGCCGUGGAUGGACAAGAAGACUAAUAUCUACAAUAUUUCCAUUGCGGCGGUCCAAUUUUUGAACGCCAUCUUCCUUCUCUUCUUUUCCAAUGUCUUCAAUCAACCAGGACUGGUGACCGGAGUUAUGGGUGUCGUCUUCUUUGUUAUUAAUGCAGUUGCUGCGUUGGUUCUGUUGAUUUUGGUGCUCAUUGGAUCUAUCUAUGCUUUUGCUUCCAAGAACCCCGACACCCGCUAUCAGCCCAUGAGGGAUGACCGUGGCUCCUUCAUCAAAUCACAGACCCAGCUAACAACUGAACUGGAUGCAUUGGGUGCCACCGCUCGCGGCGACAUGAAGACAACCCCAUACAAGGCCAAUCCUUUUGAUGAUGAAAAUGGAUCAUUUUCCAGCGGUAAUGGCGCCAGCGUUAGCCGUCAGAAUCUUGAGCCGAACCCCACUGGGUUGCCUAACCAGGCCCCUCAUUCUCCUGUUGAUCCGUCGCUACCAUUAUUCCCUAGUGACAACUCCAGCGCGCGAGGACCUGGUAGUAGCGCUGAUACCAUUCAACGGUCACAAUCGCCGAUUCCUCGAAGCUUUACCUCGUCGCCUUAUCGAACACAGAACAACCAAAGCCCGUGGCAAAGAGGGGCAGGUUAUGACCAUUAAAAGAGUUUCGCGCGUUUUUUCUUCUUUUCCCGCUUUCAAACGAUUGCUUAUAUUAGCUUUGCUUAAAGAGAUGAAGUUAUGGCCGAGUACGGGAAGGGAUUGACCGCUCGACCCGUGCUUUAUUCAUUUUUCCGUUCAUCGGUGCUCCCACAGCGCCCGUCUUUUUUCUAUUUUGAAUUUGCCCACUUACCUAUACUGUGAUAUACUGGACUCUCCUUUCCUUUCCUCUCACUACCUCUCUCCCGCCCUCCUUUGGCUCACCAGGAUUUCCUUUACAAUUUUCUCACUUUUUUAUCCUCCGUUCUACGUAUACUCGGCGUUCUAAAGCAUUGGAUCUGGAGAUAGGACUUGGGUUUGCGGUCAUUGUGCGCUUUUUUUUUUUUUGGCAGGGUUCACCCGAUGCGCCCGUUUUUGCUCUUGUUCGAAUUACUGUUAUGGAAGACAUAAGUAACCAUAAUGCUAUUAAGCUGCGUCGAUUCGACGUUAGCUAACA